AUGUCGAGUAAACUAUCCGUCAGUUGCAACCAGAGCAUCUCUUCCGCACAUGUUACGUUGGACCGAAUUUUCCACAAUGGAUUACUUGAUGUUGCUUGCGACAAACUGCUGGAGUAUCACUGUCACAGUUCUAAUAAACAAACAUUGCAUUUAGACUCAUCCGCUCGAGCAUUCCUUCUGGAUUAUACCAUAGAUAUUGUAAAGAAUUUAUGCGAACCAUCCGCACCACAGUCUGUCAGUGAUGUGUGCGACCGUCUGGACUAUAGUUUCCCUUGUAAAUUGAGACCUCCGGAUUUGGUGAUCGAAGAUCUCCGGUCGUUGGUGGAACGAGGCAAAAAGAAGACGCUCUAUCUUCCUAAUGACAAAGUGAUCUCGUGUAUAAGAUGGGCCGUUAACUUUGAAGCUAAGCUACAGUCUGGAGUGAUCGCUUUCACAGAUAUUCAGGCUUGUACAACCGGUAUUUGUCCACCAUCCAGUUUAACGUUUGUUCUCAUAUCACUUAUGUUUAUAUUCCGCUAUCCGACUCGUGUCGCGUGA
Messenger RNA from Echinostoma caproni, 537 nucleotides. Lineage: Eukaryota; Metazoa; Platyhelminthes; Trematoda; Plagiorchiida; Echinostomatidae. The record is from the annotation of a GenBank genome assembly.